CGCCAAAAGGCGCAGAGAAAACGCGCGGAUCUAUCAGUCGAUGGCUGUGGACAUCAACAGCCAUUGCGAGCGCACGGAAUCGCUGAAGAAGUUGCGAGACUUAGAGGUCGAGAUCCGGCGAUUGCAGACCUCGAGGGCUCAGUUGGACAGUAAGAUCGAGGCGCGUAGGGAUCAGUUCCGGGUGAUGGUAGAGGCGGCCCAACAGCUUAAUGUCUUAUAUAAUGAGGAUACGGAGGUGUCGAUCGAUAGGGAGGUUUCGAUCGAUAGGGAGGUUUCGAUCGAUAGGGAGGUGUCGAUCGAUAGGGAGGUGUCGAUCGAUAGGGAGGUUUCGAUCGAUAGGGAGGUGUCGAUCGAUAGGGAGGUGUCGAUGGAUAGCGGGGUGUCGAUGGAUAGGGAGGUGUCGAUGGAUAGGGAUGUGGUGUCCGUGGCUAAUGCUAUGGUCGAUGAUAUCAGUGAUAAUGAAAUGGACAUGGAUUUCGGGGAUUAG
Molecule: messenger RNA, 487 nt
Organism: Oppiella nova
Lineage: Eukaryota; Metazoa; Arthropoda; Arachnida; Sarcoptiformes; Oppiidae
Source: the annotation of a GenBank genome assembly